This is a messenger RNA of Sapajus apella (tufted capuchin), 800 nucleotides long. RefSeq names its product synaptonemal complex central element protein 1 like (gene SYCE1L). Bases 1 to 729 code for a protein of 242 amino acids. Lineage: Eukaryota; Metazoa; Chordata; Mammalia; Primates; Cebidae. The transcript has 11 exons. Gene Ontology annotation, cellular component: synaptonemal complex. Gene Ontology annotation, biological process: synaptonemal complex assembly. The record is from RefSeq and is a predicted model, not a curated record.
AUGGCUGGGAAGCCGAAACCUCUGAACGUGGAAGCGCCAGAAGCCGCGGAGGAGGCUGAAGGGCAAGCCAAGUCUUUGAAGACUGAAGACUUGCUGGCAAUGGUGAUAAAGCUGCAGAAAGAGGGAAGCCUGGAGCCACAGAUAGAGGACAUGAUUAACCGGAUUAAUGAGCUUCAGCAAGCAAAAAAGAAAUCCAGUGAGGAACUGAGAGACACCCGCACUCUCCAGGAGGCCCUGCAUAGGGAAUUAGACUCCUUGAAUGGAGAGAAGGUGCACCUAGAGGAGGUCUUGAGCAAAAAGCGAGAGGCACUGAGGAUCCUCCAGCUGCACUGCCAAGAGAAGGAAAGUGAGGCUCAGAGGUUGGAUGUCAAAGGAGAGCUGGAGGAUCUGAUGGGCCAGCACAAGGACCUCUGGGAAUUCCAUAUGCUGGAGCAGCGACUGGCCCGGGAGAUCCGUGACCUGGAGAGGAGCAAGGAGCAGCUGCUCUCGGAGAGAAGGCUGGUGCGCGCCAAGCUGCGGGAGGCGGAGCGGCGGCUGCGCUCGCCGUCUGAGGUCGAGGGCGCCAUGGCGGCGGAGGACGGGCUGAGGGCGGAGCUGGAGAUAUUCGGGGAGCAGGUCCAGAGCGCCCUCGAGGUCCGAGUCGGCCGGGGAGAGGCCGGAACGGAGCUCCCGGGCGCCCGCGACGUGGAGGACCCGGAGCCGCCGGUGGCUGACCCUGAGGCCCCCUAGGCUAGCAGGACCCGCCCAGUCCUGACCUUCCCUCCAGACGGUCCAAAAAUAAAGGCGAUCGUUUCCGACCG